CCGCACUAAAAUGUCCAUUUAAACGAGGGUUCCUUAAAUCCAAGAAGUUAUCUGGUUAAGCAAGAAUUAAAUCCGGCGUCGUGAUACAGGCUCAUAGUCUGAUUCUUUCAUUGUUUGUGACUGAUGUGAUUACAUUUCCAGUGUUACAUUUCCAACACUGGUAGGGAUAAAAGGUUAUGGAAGAUCCAUGAAUGAUUUCAACUGUCAUUAAAAUACCAUCAAUUAAAGACGAAAAUCUCAGUGUGCAGGAGUUUUGUACCUAGACACGGAUUGUUAAACCCUUGCACUUUGUAUUUGACCCCCGCCUUCGUUAUUUAAAGAUGAAUUUUGUUUUCCUGUUUAUUGUGCACCGAACCUGCUUGCUGGGUAUGGAAUAUAACCCUAUUCACUAAGCAAUGACGUAACUGUACGAAAAGAUUCGCCGGGUCGCUUUCUGUGCCUCCACUGAGCUACCGGGCUCCUUCCCUGUGUGUCCGGAGCCUGUGAGUCACGGUGACACAGCAUCGCGCAGCUCUUCAGCUGAUUUCCGCAGACACCGUGCCUGUCACCGCGCCGCCUUUCUUCGCCGGUUUCGCUUUUGUCCUGCGGAAGAAGGACGUUUGCAUUUAAAGCCCCCGCUGAUAUUUCCUGCAGGUCGCGUUACGAGGCACCUCAUCACAGCCGGGGCUGCUGUUUCUAAAGCCGUACCGAGGGCUUGGAGCAUUUCGGCUGGACGCCAUGGACCAGCCUAACGCGACGUACGCCGUGAAGCUGUACAUCUACGACCUGUCCAGGGGCAUGGCGCGCCAGCUCAGCCCCAUCAUGCUGGGAAAACAGCUCGACGGGAUAUGGCACACCUCCAUCGUGGUCUACGGAGAGGAGUUCUUCUUCGGAGGAGAAGGAAUAACAGGAUGUUCGCCGGGUGGAACGCUACUGGGAGAGCCCAACACCAUUGUGGAUCUGGGCAGCACAGAGGUGACUGAGGAGAUUUUUAUGGAGUACCUGUCCUCACUGGGGGAAUCUACAUACAGAGCGGACAGGUAUCGGCUGUUUGAGCACAACUGCAACACCUUUACCAACGAGGUGGCGCAGUUCCUGACAGGCUGCAAAAUCCCUGCGUACAUUACAGACCUGCCGUCGGAGGUCCUCUCCACGCCCUUCGGUCAGGCUCUGCGCCCCCUACUGGAUUCCAUCACCAUUGCUCCCCCAGGGGGAAAUGUGAUCAACGGACAAGACAGCCAGAGAUAGACUCCCCGACCCUGCCCCUGUUUCCGGAGUGAUAUGUAUAAGACAGGACGUGUCUCUGGCCCCUGAGAGCUCUGCAGCCCUGCAUCUGGUGACUCUCUUUGUGGUCUCCUCGUACCAGCAAACUCCCUGUCUCACGCCAGCUUAGACUUCAGCUUCUCGCUCUGAUCUUUAGAGAGCCCAUCAUCUAAAAUCAUUUUUUUAACAUUAUGACACAGUUGUGAAUAUACAGUAUGUGGCACAUUCACGGUGUUAAACCAGUCUGGCCUUUGAUUUCUGUGACUGUGGACACAUAUG
This is a messenger RNA of Paramormyrops kingsleyae, 1521 nucleotides long. RefSeq names its product desumoylating isopeptidase 1a (gene desi1a). Gene Ontology annotation, molecular function: peptidase activity. Gene Ontology annotation, biological process: protein modification by small protein removal. NCBI's taxonomy places the organism in Eukaryota, Metazoa, Chordata, Actinopteri, Osteoglossiformes, Mormyridae. The record is from RefSeq and is a predicted model, not a curated record.